AUGAGACCUGAUAAUAUGAACACCCAUGUGGAAAGUAACUAUAAUAGAAACUUGGAUGAUGUGAUUAACCUUCUUCCGGAUCUUGGCAGAGGAUUGGAUGUUAAUAUCAGGUUUCGUCACGUCAACGAUUUCGAAUUUACACCAGCUCUGUCCUUGUUUGACCUCCUUCGCAUAAACCUGUACCAUGGAUGGCUUCCAGAUCCUCAAUUUGUUGAAAUUAAGAAUGCUAUUGGAGAGCUCACCUACAACCAGUUAGUAGAGAGAAUCUGUGAUGAAAACGAUCCCAACCGCUUUUUGUUCGAAGAAUUUUUGGGUGAGAACAUAUCUCAGCUGACCUAUCAUGGACUGGUUGCUCUUAUGGAAGCUAUGCGAGAUGGCGAGUUGGCAGUGCUAUUCCGUAAUAAUCACUUCCAUACCAUUCAUAAAAGGAAGGAUCUCCUUUAUCUGUUGGUAUCAGAUAGUGGCUAUGUAAGAGAGCCUGAUAUUGUUUGGGAGUCAUUUAACACUGUGGAUGGAAGUUCAAUUUUUUUCAAUGGUGACUUCAAAAUCAGCUCACUUCCAAGCAGUAACCCCAGUGAUUCUCAAAUAGCAUGUUCUACAGAAGCAGAGUGA
This is a messenger RNA of Strongylus vulgaris, 612 nucleotides long. The record is from the annotation of a GenBank genome assembly. Lineage: Eukaryota; Metazoa; Nematoda; Chromadorea; Rhabditida; Strongylidae.